Messenger RNA from Nicotiana tabacum (common tobacco), 1179 nucleotides. Lineage: Eukaryota; Viridiplantae; Streptophyta; Magnoliopsida; Solanales; Solanaceae. The record is from RefSeq and is a predicted model, not a curated record.
AUGGGUGGUGACAUAAAUGAAUAUCAACUCAUUCCUGAAACAAUAAGGCCUUCUGUAGCGGCAAAAGAGGCAAAUGAGGUACGCUUUGAAAGAACCUUCACUGUUACUAAUAAGGAUAUACUAUUACACAAAAAGUUGAAUAAAGAUCAGCUUAGAGCAUACAAUAUAAUUAUAGAGAGACUUUUUUCAAACAAAGCUGGGGCAUUCUUCAUUGACGGACCUGGAGGAACAGGGAAAACCUUUUUAUAUCGUGCAUUGUUGGCAACUGUACGAUCUAAAGGGUAUAUAGCAUUGGCAACUGCCACUUCCGGUGUAGCUGCAUCUAUACUUCCCGGUGGACGAACUGCACAUUCACGUUUUAAAAUUCCAAUAAAUACUGAUGACAAUGUGACCUGCAACAUCAGCAAACAAAGCUCACCUGCGUGUUUGAUUCAGGAUACAAAAUUAAUUAUAUGGGAUGAAGUAUCUAUGACAAAAAAGAGAAUGAUCGAACUGCUUGAUUUACUUUUAAAGGACUUAAUGGAUUCAACGAUACUAUUUGGUGGAAAAGUUAUAGUUUUCGGAGGUGACUUCAGGCAGACAUUGCCGGUAGUUCGAAACGGAAAAAAGGAAGAUUUCAUUAAUGAAAGAAACGGAGAAGAAAAAGUAAACUCAACAAACAAGAUUCAAAUUCCUACUUCUUUGAUCAUUCCUUAUACAACCGAAAAGGAAUCUUUGGAUAAAUUAUUCGCGAUAACUUAUCCAGACGUGCAUAUAUUUUUUUCCUCCUCAUCCUGUACAAGUUCUCGCAUUAUCUUAACAACUAAGAAUGAUUUCGUCGAGGAUAUCAACGACAUGCUUGUUGCUCGCUUCCCAGAAGAAUCAAAAACUUUUAUUGGUAUUGAUGAAACUAUUGAAUCUCAUGAUCAAUUACAAUCUGAGGAUCUGUUGCACAGUUUAAAUUCACCUGGAAGAUUUGUUUUUCAAUUGCCCGCACCAGUAGCCUCUGAAGAAAUUGGAGAGAGCAGUAACACUAAAUUGGAAAAUGUUGAACUCAAGAAAGAGAUAGAAAACGAAGACAACAGUCAGUCGAAUGUGGAACAAUUUACACCCAGAGAAGAGCGAGCUGAAGAGGGAGUUAAUACAGAAGGUGGCUCUUCUACCAAGAGGGAACAAGGAGACUCCCCCAAGAAAAAAUGA